AAAUUCAGAGGUCCAGGGACAGUUAGUCAGUUAGGUCCUGACUAACCAGCACGCUGCUAGAUCAGCACUGACUCCAGAGAAAGCUCUCAGACUUAGAUACAGUCAGUCAUGAUGUCUGGAAGACUGCUGCCACAGUUCUCCACAGGAGCCCUGUUCCUUCUCCUGGCCUGGUCCAGUCUCCUGGUCAAUGCUGAGAUCAGCAACGGCUUUUCAAGCUGCACCAACUUCUUUUAUAAAGGCACUCCACCUAAGGGAUUUGAUGGAGCAGAGUACAAGCAGAUAUGCCAGAGAUUGCAAAACCAAUAUCGCUUUGCCACCCUGUAUGACCAAACACAUCGUGUGGCAGUGUACUCUGCCUACACUCUCAACCCUGCAGCAGGGAAACGCCAAGACGAAACUUGGUAUUACGAACCGCAGUUGAAAGAUCCCCAAAGUACCCAAAAAGAGAUGAUUUCUACAGACUUAGUAAAGGAAGAUGAAUACAAGGAUUCCCAGGCAGUGGAAAGAGACUACAGGGGAACCCUGUAUACCAAAGGCCAUCUCAAUCCCAGCAUGCACCACGCCACAGUUGAAGACCGUGAUGCUACCUUCACCCUGACUAACAUGGUCCCUCAGCGUGGAGGCUCCAACAGUGGUACCUGGAAUGACUAUGAGAAGGAGCUUGUGGACAAAUACAGUAAAUAUUGUAAUGGAGAGAUGUACGUGAUCACUGGAGCCCUGCCUUUUGAGGUUGUACGAAAUUUGCAGACUGACAGAGUGUCAAUCCCAGAGUACCUGUGGUCUGCCUACUGUUGUCCUUCUUACAAGGAUAAGUCUCCAGUGUCAGAAUUCCCAUCUUAUGCAGUAGUGGGAAGAAAUGACCCCAACAGUGGAAACAAUAUCGUACCAGUUGAUCAGAACGUAAAGGGCGAUAGGCAUGGCUACGAUUCGAGAAAAAUGACCUUAACCCAGCUGGAGGAGCUCCUUAGAAGCAGGCUCAGAAUGAACAACAUCCAACUGUUUAAUGGGGAUUGUAAAGUGAACAAGUAACAAAUACAACGCCCUUUAAUGUUGAUGAAAUGCCGAAAUCUCUUCUUACUAUCUCUGCUGUGCCAGUUAAGAUGAAUGUCCCUUGCUAAGUCCUCCAUUAAAUGACUGAUUCAUGGAUGAUUCAAACUAAAUAGGUUUUCUUAUGUCUAUUGGCACUGAAAUUUACAGCUAUUGCUACAUUGUACAAACUUUAACAUUGGGCACAGUAUUCGGAUAUUUUCUUAAUACAAUCAACCGUGGAAUAUUAAGUGAACCCCAUCAGACAUAAUAACUUACAGGAAGUGCACAUUCCUGAGGUCAGCAGCAGGGGGACGGGGGUUACAUACCACCUGGAUGUCUGUCUUUACGGUUGUGUAUUAAACUGAGAUUAAAUCUGCAAAAAGCUUAGUAUUAAUUGAAAUAUUUAUUUUUCGUAGGAUUGUUAACAUGUACAAAACAAAGUGAACUUCGACUGUAGUGUACAAGAAAAAGAACAAGGCCUUCAGGUUGAUUGAACACAAUUGCUGAUAAAAAGAUAAAAAAAAUGUACAAUUUAUUAAAUGUCAUAAAUAAGUGAAACCUUGGUAAAAAUUGACAACAUCGCCAUUGAAAACAGUUGAUUCCCCUUUGCUCUGCUUCUCUUUAACUUACUCAAUAAAAUAAUCCGCUUUUUAUCAUCAA
Messenger RNA from Cynoglossus semilaevis (tongue sole), 1689 nucleotides. RefSeq names its product endonuclease domain-containing 1 protein-like. The record is from RefSeq and is a predicted model, not a curated record. Gene Ontology annotation, molecular function: hydrolase activity; metal ion binding; nucleic acid binding. Bases 109 to 1029 code for a protein of 306 amino acids. The transcript is spliced from 3 exons. NCBI's taxonomy places the organism in Eukaryota, Metazoa, Chordata, Actinopteri, Pleuronectiformes, Cynoglossidae.